GUCAGCUGUAAAUCGUAUCUCGUAGAAAAUGAUGAAAGUCGUGCUCCUCGUCUUGGCUCUUGUCGCCAUCGCCGCCUGCUCUCUGGACGUCAUUCCCCACUACAGCCACCAUGGCCAUGGUCAUGGAAUCAGCACCAGAUACUUCAGAAAAGCACAAGGGCAUGGAUAUGGAUUAGGAUAUGGUCUUGGAUACGGAGGAUAUGGUCUUGGAUAUGGAGGAUAUGGCCUUGGAUAUGGCGGAUACGGAUACGGUGGUCUUGGUUAUGGUGGCUAUGGAUAUGGCAAUCUUGGAUAUGGUGGAUAUUUCUAAAAGAAUCAUGGAAUUCGGCCUCUUUAAAGUUUGAUGGUGGAAUUCGAGAAACA
This is a messenger RNA of Argiope bruennichi, 363 nucleotides long. RefSeq names its product neuropeptide-like protein 30. The record is from RefSeq and is a predicted model, not a curated record. NCBI's taxonomy places the organism in Eukaryota, Metazoa, Arthropoda, Arachnida, Araneae, Araneidae. The coding region runs from base 29 to 310 and encodes 93 amino acids. The transcript is spliced from 3 exons.